Messenger RNA from Amoebophrya sp. A25, 1741 nucleotides. Lineage: Eukaryota; Dinophyceae; Syndiniales; Amoebophryaceae. The record is from the annotation of a GenBank genome assembly.
GUGGACAAGCCUUUGCAUCGGGUUGAAGCAGACGAAUUCGAAAAGAUCUUGGACGAAUGCAACUGUUUUUUGGAAAGCGUCGAGGGGCUGGGGCGGAAUGGAAGUGCAGCUGGAAGAGCUGGCGAAUGCAAGAUGAAUGCACCAGGCGAAGAAGUAGGUGGUGGAGAUUCUAAACCUUGCAAGAAUGCACCAGACGAAGAAGGUGGUGGAGAUUCUAAACCUUGCAAGAAUGCACCAGGCGAAGAAGUAGGUGGUGGAGAUUCUAAACCUUGCAAGAAUGCACCAGACGAAGAAGGUGGUGGAGAUUCUAAAUCUUGCAAGAAUGCACCAGGCGAAGAAGUAGGUGGUGGAGAUUCCAAACAACAGCAACUGCAUGAACACAUCCACGACCCUCAGACAUCAACAACUCCAUCUGCAAAGACAACUCCCACCAGGAGAUUAUUCCGUGCUCCCAGUGGAAUCCUAUCUCCUUCUAUGGCUCGUACACUAUCUGCAAGAGGAAUGCGCCACGUUCUCGGAGACUGUUUUUGCGACGAUUUGAAGAUUCCUGACACUGAUUGGAUAGCCAAUACGAUGUCGCAUCAAGCCAAGCCUGGAUCGAUAUUGAUCAUGCACAUGCCCGAACGCUCCAGGCGUUCACACUUGCUGGAAGCACUGGACAAAACCCUGAGUAUCCUAGUGACUGAACGAAAGUUCAAAGUCGUUACCGUGGGAGAAAUGAUACGACGGAAGCAGAAUCAGGAUGAAAUUAGUUCGAAGAAGAACUUCAGGAGGCUUUUGGACGGCAACAAAAAGGGUCACAAAGAUAACGCUGGAUUUCCUGAACAAGACCUCUGGUUUCUCGUUGUCACGAUCACGGUUCUGGGAACCAUACUCUUUGCUGCUACAAGCUGCUUAGUACCCUGGCGAGUUUGGUUCUUCAUAAUCGCCCUUUUUGUCAUUUUUGGCGGACAAAUCUUCGUGUUUCUGAUCUCGUCGUCUUUUGCAAGAACUGCAAACUCCCGAGAUGAGUUUUUAUAUGAAGUGGACAAGAAUCAGACCAUUCAGAAACUACACGAUGCCGCUGCUGGAGAUGAAGACGUCCACGAAGAUCAAGAUAAAGAUAUAGUCGUUGAAGUAAAAUUAGAAGGCGAUGCGGAGUCGGAGCAUCUCCUUCGGUCUUGAGAUGAAGAUAAUACUACAACUUGAAUACGUGUUCUUAAUGCUACUUGAUAUACUGCACUAUGUUGAUAUCAGUGCUUUUCUUGUCGUGUGGACAUUUGAUUGCCUGGAUGAAGAUCUCAUUGUAUCUAAAAUAAUAGAGUAAAAAAUAAGUCUGCUUCUACUGGUGCCUUCUACUUUCUUGUUCCUCAUCCUCGUGCAGCCGGGGUUAUGAACUAGUGCGGCCUCUGUAACGUAGUUCUUCACCAGGCUUAUUUGAUGAAUAAAGAUAAUAAUCAAAGACUUCUGCUUCUUUUCUGGUAUGCUAUCAACCUCGGGGAGACUUGUUAGUCUACCCUUGUUCUCUUUGCAGUCACGUCGCCUUUUACAUUUUCUAGGCGCAAUGAAUGUUAAUUAUAAUGCAGCCACGCCAGCAACAGCAUAAAAAUGCAUUAUUUGCUGAAAAUAGAAGACUGGCUGUACUUCUAUAGUAAGAAGGUAGUACUAGUAGAAUCACGUUCUGGUCGUGAUGAAUCCGUUUACUUUCAUACUAUGGGUAGCAGAAGCGUCGAUUUAUUCUUGCAGAGACGCUCACUCGUGU